Messenger RNA from Lasiosphaeria miniovina, 1313 nucleotides. RefSeq lists its product as uncharacterized. The transcript has 2 exons. The record is from RefSeq and is a predicted model, not a curated record. Bases 383 to 1027 code for a protein of 214 amino acids. NCBI's taxonomy places the organism in Eukaryota, Fungi, Ascomycota, Sordariomycetes, Sordariales, Lasiosphaeriaceae.
CCGCUAACCUUCAACUUUAACUCGCUACCUCCAUCUACCUUCCCCAUAACGUCGGCCAACUUAGCUGCGUGUGCAGACUCGACAUCAUGGCGGCCGCAUCCCCGGAUCUGUGACAUUGUCGAUGGGAUCGUCCUCGGGCCUGGCAUCAGUCUCGACCAAUCCUUCCACAGCACCGUCGCUCCACAUGAAAGCGUCGGGAAUUCAGUCCACGCCAGGAAUGCCAUUCGCCGCCGCCGUCAAGAAUUUGUUUGACGAGAUCAAUCGUACCGAUGGUGAUGCCCUGGUCUUCCUAGGUGUUUCGAUCCAGCUCUUUGCCGAGAUCAAAAAGGAGAGAUCGAAACGGGGAAGGAGACUUCGUUUUCGAUUCGAGGCUGGAUCCGGGAUGCUCAUCGUCACAAUCCCGACACAACUUCACGAACAACUCCAUCUUGGACUUUAUAAUCUUGGACGUGAUAAUAUUGUCCGGAUGGGGCGCGGCGAUAGCUGGAGCACGAUAGGCAGCACGACGUAUCGAGCACGCGGCCACCGAAACGGAGAUGAGGGAGAAGGAGACUCGACCGGAGGUCCAGAGCCACAACGUGAACAUCUUGGCGCCUGGCCAACCCUUGUCAUCGAGGCGGGGCAUUCACAAAGCUUGGAAGCCUUACGAGGCGGCAUGAAAUGGUGGUUUGGCGUGUCGGACCAUCAGGUGAAAAUCGUUCUGCUGACCAAAUUCGACACUCAGCAGAUGGCCGCCGUUAUCGAAAAAUGGGUCGAGAUCCAAGCACCAGCUCGACAGGGAGCAACGACAACUCGGGCGGCUGCCCAACUCAGACCCGAUUGCGACCAGAUCAUCACCAUCACGCAAAAUCCCGGCACGAACAGGGAUAAUCCCACGUCGUAUACUGUCACUAGGGGUGCUUUACGACUGGAGUUUGACCUCUUGUUUCUUCAACAACCGCAGCCGGGAUCGGCAGAGGGAGACGUCAUCAUUGACAUCCCAGAUCUCCAACGCUGGGCGGCGAGGCUCUGGCGACUGGUACCUUGAGUAGAUGGCCUUGAGUAGAUGGUAGUCAUGGAGUCGGACGGGAGGAAUGAAUUGAAUUUUUUUAAAGCAGAAGUGAAAAAUGUGUUUGCUCGCCAAGCAUGGUAGCCGACGCGCGCAUAAGGAAGCUGCAGGAUCGUGCAGACUUUGCGCGCGCAGGAAAAUAACUUAAAUAAUUUUUGUAGUUAGUCCGGGCACGACUGCAAAUUUUGAGGGGUCCACUUACGGAUCCACAGCUUCGUGUUUGUUUUUCCCUAUUAUUUCAUUGCUUUUAUUCUUGAGAUUGUGG